Culex pipiens pallens (northern house mosquito) is the source of this 8759-nucleotide messenger RNA. Its product is annotated as diacylglycerol kinase theta. Gene Ontology annotation, biological process: lipid phosphorylation; intracellular signal transduction; diacylglycerol metabolic process. The coding region runs from base 24 to 3854 and encodes 1276 amino acids. NCBI's taxonomy places the organism in Eukaryota, Metazoa, Arthropoda, Insecta, Diptera, Culicidae. The transcript has 16 exons. The record is from RefSeq and is a predicted model, not a curated record. Gene Ontology annotation, molecular function: RNA binding; ATP-dependent diacylglycerol kinase activity.
GCAUCGCAGCCGCGCAAAACAAAAUGGCGGGUGGUGAGCAUUCGUUUGGAAGAAAGACAUUUCACAAGCCAACCUAUUGCCACCACUGCUCGGACCUGCUGUGGGGACUCAUCGGACAGGGAUACAUCUGCGAAGUCUGCAACUUUAUAGUGCAUGAAAAGUGUGUGACGAACGUGAUAACACCAUGCCUAGGCGUUGCCCCGUAUCUCAUCCGGAAUCCGGUCGCGCACUGCUGGUCCGAGCCGACGCAACACAAACGGAAGUUCUGCUCGGUCUGCCGGAAACGUCUGGACGAAACACCCGCCGUUCACUGUUUAAUUUGUGAGUACUUUGCCCACGUCGAGUGUCAGGACUUUGCGAUCCCCGACUGCAAGGAGAAUGCCACGUACGUGCCGGGCAAGGAACUGGGUCACGUCAAGCACCAGCACCACUGGCGCGAGGGCAAUCUUCCGCAAUCAUCGAAGUGCGCGUACUGCAAGAAGGCAUGCUGGUCCUACGAAUGCCUUACAGGUUACCGCUGCGAGUGGUGCGGCACGACGACGCACGGCGGCUGCCGGACCAACCUGCCGUCGGAGUGCACGUUCGGGACGCUGCAGCCGAUCUACCUGCCGCCGCACGCCGUCUCCAUCCCGCGAACAGAAGUGCCAAUGGAAGCAAUCAUCGGGGUGCAGAACAAGAACAAGGGAACACCGGGCCUGCCGCGGGACUACUCGUGCCCGGAACUGUGGACCAUCGGGCAGGACUUUGACGAGCCGUCACCGCCGGGCAUCGUGACCAACGGAACCAGCGCGACCCCCCCGUCACCAAUGCCGUACAAGCUUCCGGUCUUUACCUUCUUCGACGACGGCGACGAGAGCGAGUCGAGUCAACCGCACUAUCCUAGCGAUACGGACCUGCUGCUGGCGCUGGAGGACACUCCGCCGAGCCCCUUUCGACCGGUCCCCAGCCGGAACCUGAUCCACCCGGCGAUGCGCAAGGUGGCCGCCUCCAAACUGGGUACGCCCAAGGACACCGUGGUCAUGCGAAGCCGCUCCUUCCAGGACCAAACCGACAGCAUCCCGAAGCGACUCCGCAUGUUGCCCUUUCUGCGCGCCAAAGACCGGGCCAAGAAGCGCUCGCCCCUCUGCAGCACCACCGACUCGAACGUGUCCUCCGGAUGUCCGUCGCCACUUCCGCCGCACAAGUCGAGCUGCUCGCCGGUGACGGCUGCGUCCGUAACGACGAUCCAAACGACAGACGAGUUGCUGCCGGCGGCCGUCGCCUCCCUGCGGGACGGUGAACGACGCGUACUCUCGUACGGUGACGUCAGCAGCUUUGUGUUCAUCGACGAGGAUGCUGCACUUGGCGGGGAUGACGAAGACGAGGAGGAGGAGGAGGACGAUGACGAUAGCAGUAGUACGGCCAAAGUGGUCACCGAUGCUAAAUUAAAUGCUCGAAAUGUCGCUUCCGGGUGUGCAGUGACGACAUCGAAAGAAGGACAGCUGGCUGACAAGGAGAACCGGCGGACGGGAGGAGGGCACUUGCUGGGUAGGAUUUAUCGUCGCAUGCGAAAGUGCUCCAUGGGAUGGAGCAAGACGGGAUGUAGAGAGCGGAGAGCUCGCAGCAUCUCGGAGGAACUAGCUAGUGAUAACGCACGCUGCAGCGACGACCUGCAGAAGGCGGAGGGCAGUUCUGGCUCUCACUCGUCGUCGAAGCCCGAUUCUGCGCACAAGAGUGACAAAGAUAAAGAUAAGAAAGAUAAGGAAAAGGAGGAACGCGAUGAAGAAACAAUCAAAGUAUUCGACGGCAACUGUUCAUAUCGAAGAAGAAUAUAUAGAGCCAUCACCGUACCUAGAACAUGCUCGUUAGAACAAUUACUGACCACCGCCUUGAGGGCCUUUCAUAUAGCCAGGGAUUCUAAUCUAUUUUUUCUUACUGAUCUUUACGGUGAUGAAGUAAGACUACAGGAUCCGACGCCGGUUCUGAACCUGCACCGGGUGGAAGCGAAACGACCCGCGAUCUACCUGCGGUUUCGCGACCGCGAGAACGACCACGGCUUCGUGCGCGUCUACCCGGGCAAGCUGCAGGUGGAGAACGCGUACGUGAACGUGCCGGUGCACAACGACACCACGGUCAAGGACCUGCUCGGCGAGUCGCUGAAAAAGUUCGGCCUCGAGGGCCACCAGGUCGAGGACUACCGCUGCUCGGAGAUCCUGCUCGACCGGGGGGUCACGGAGCGGGUGCUGUCUUGGAACGAGCGCCCAUGGGAGAUCAUGAAGCAGCUCGGCAAGGACUCGAUCCGCCAGAUGGAGAUGAUGCGGUUCUACCUGCAGCUCAAGCAGGACCCCCAUGGGCCGAACCUGGCGCUGUUUGUCGGGAACCUGCCGCCGGGGCUGUCGCAGCGGAACUACGAACACAUCCUGACUGAAUUCCUAGGUUUCGAGAACAAGUUUAGCAGUAUCGGGCCGAUCUACUACGAGUACGGGUCGCUGGUGAUAACCUACGAAAACGCAUCCAAAGCUGUUCGUGCAUUCCAAGCCCUGCGGGAAUCCAGGUACGAGGACAAGAAUUUACUGGUGCUGCUAUUGCCGAACAUCGAACCGAGCAUGGUCCCGUCCGGGGUACAGCCGUUGCUGGUGUUCGUCAACGUCAAGUCCGGCGGAUGCCAGGGGGCCGAGCUUAUCAGCAGCUUUCGCAAGCUGUUGAACCCAUAUCAGGUCUUUGAUCUGGAUAACGGUGGACCACUGCCUGGACUGUACGUUUUCAGACACAUUCAGGAUUACAAGAUUUUAGUUUGUGGCGGUGACGGUACGAUCGGAUGGGUGCUGCAGUGUUUGGACAACGUCGGCCAGGAUUCGGAGUGUUCUAGUCCACCGUGUGCGAUUGUUCCGCUGGGAACCGGCAACGAUCUGGCCCGGGUGUUGCGCUGGGGUGCCGGCUACACCGGCGGCGAGGACCCGCUGAACCUGCUGCGGGACGUGAUCGACGCCGAGGAGAUCCGGCUGGACCGCUGGACGGUGGUGUUCCACCCGGAGGACAAGCCGGAGGACGCCGCCCCGAAACCGUCCACCAACUCAGCGGGUAAGAAGAAGAAAAUACAACAAUCACAACAACAGAAUCAGCAUCACCAUCCGGCGACAACGGCGAUCAGCGCAAGUCAACCGCAAGUCGGCAGCGGUGGCACCCAGAGCGAGGACAACUCGCAGAUCUUCGUGAUGAACAACUACUUCGGCAUCGGCAUCGACGCGGACCUGUGCCUGGACUUUCACAACGCACGGGAGGAGAACCCGAACAAGUUCAACAGCCGGCUGCACAACAAGGGCGUCUACGUGAAGAUGGGCCUGCGCAAGAUGGUCGGCCGCAAGAUGAUCAAGGAGCUGCACAAGGAGCUGCGGCUGGAGGUGGACGGCAAGGUCGUCGAUCUGCCCCCCGUCGAGGGCAUCAUCAUACUGAACAUUCUGAGUUGGGGCUCUGGUGCUAAUCCGUGGGGACCUGAGAAGGAGGACCAGUUCAGCAAACCGAACCACUGGGACGGCAUGCUGGAGGUGGUCGGUGUGACCGGGGUCGUUCACCUCGGCCAGAUCCAGUCCGGUCUGCGGUCCGCGAUGCGAAUAGCUCAGGGUGGCCACAUCAAGAUUCAUCUCCACACGGACAUCCCGGUGCAGGUAGACGGCGAGCCGUGGGUUCAGAGUCCCGGCGACGUGGUGGUGCUCAAGUCUGCGCUGAAGGCGACCAUGUUGAAAAAGAUGAAGGGCAAGAUGAAGCGACGUAACACCGAACCGACCAUGCAGGUGAUGGGGCCAUCAGGGAUACAGAUGACGCUGGCCGCUCCCCAGGAGCCGGAAGAGGUCGACUCGAACAAUACUGAUUUCUGAAUUUGGUAUAACGAGCGAUUAAUUUAACGUGCUUCGUCGUUUGUUGACACUACCACUAGCACCAUGGCUAUCAUAACAGCAAGGGCAACCACAGCCGAGGCCGAACCACUACCACUACCGGGAAGGGAAGAGGAAGAGCAAGUGACAGUAGCAGCAGUAGCAACAGCAACAACAGUAGCGGAAGUAGAGGUAGAAUCCGUGCCUAGCCAGGAAACAAGUGGUGGUGACAAGUGCGAAUAGUUGACGACUGUGUACAGUGUACCUUUACGAAUACUAGCAGAAUCCCGUAGCUUCGUGACAACACAACGAUCCCGAUCCCACUGUCCCUUGAACACUCCCAUCGAAUUCGACGUUUUUUGGAGGAAUUUGUGACGAUUAGAAUGAAACUAGAGUGUCGCACCCCUCGGCUGCUUACGAUAGCCGUCAAACUGACAGCACCAGCUUUCUCUUUGACAGCGCCCAUCGGUGCCAAGGGGCGCGACACUGUACUCAUUUCAUCGUCACAUUUGCUUGAAAAAGGGUCGAAUGUUUUUGUCCAUCCCAUUCAAAAACAUUGCCCCGCGGUGCUGUCAAAACACACUAACACAUACAAAAAAUACCAAAGGUUAAACGUACACUUCCCCCAGCCCACCCCCAAAAAUUUGUAAAUGUGGUAGCAGCAGUCUAUUGUGCAUCGUAGGACAUUCUCUCAUCCACACGUUUCAUACAUCAAUAACACACACACACACACACCAGCCACACACAGACCUUGUAAGAAUGAGAAAGCCACAAUCACACAGCCACUCACGUUAAAUGUUAGCGUCGUACCACCAAAACAAUGAAACCCUGACUGUAGUGUUUAGCACGAAUCGUAUGUGAGAGAAAGAAAGAGAGAGAGGAGCAGAAAAAUUUGGUUAGGAAAUGUGUGACAGUCGUGACAGCUAAACAAAGCAACGCCCGAACCUUGAAAAUACCAAUUUGACACUUUUCUAAGUAAUGUGGGCGCCUGCGAUAAUUGUACUGUCGCGCCCCUCGGUCGCUAGCGCGAGCUGUCAAAUUGACAGUUUGCUCGAGUGAGCGAGGGGCGCGACAGUUGUUAAACCUAGGUUGCCGUUUCUCGUAAAAGUAAACUUUAACCGGACAAAAACCAGCCAUCAAACUCUUACCGAAAGUCUUCAGCCAAACACACAAGAAAACAUCUAACAAACAAAAGAAAAAUAAACUCCGUGGGAUCAAUAGAUUUUUGCCAAACAAAGUUCUAUCUAGAGAGUGAAGUCCAAAGAAACCCAGACAGGAACUGGAACGAAAACAAAACGCAACUUUCAUCAUGUCACAAGUCAAACACACAAAGCAAAUCAAGCAAACGCGCAAGGAACGUUAAAUUAAUGGCUCUUAAUUUACACCGAAGCAGAAGGAGGCACAAGAAGAAGAAGAAACUAGGAGGAGAACAAAACAAACAUUAAAGGAAAAUCAUCCACACACACACAGGAAAUAUAUUCAUUAUCACAAACAAAGAAAAAACAAAAAAGUAUUCUAGUCAAAGCAAGAGAAGAAAAAAAACACGAUAUACUUAUUAGGAUGUUUUGCAUUUCUAACGUAAAGGGAAAACAAUGAGCAAAAAUCGUAAGUAGGAGAGAGCAAAUUGAAGAAAAAACAACCAAACCAAACAUAGCAGAUAAACAAAAAAAAAAAAACAAACAUAUUUUUGAACCUUGUUAUGCAUAAUAUUUGUUAUUCAGAGACUGUCUGACUGGCGCGCUAGAGCGCGCACGGUUUGUUAUUAUGAUUUAUCGAUUUUGGGUUUCGUUCCUUCUCAAAACGUACCGAGCUAAAUUAUUGUAAAACUAUCAGAUCGAACAUUCAUACAACAGACACACACACGCAAACUUUUGUCAUAGUGCGAUAAAUCAACACAAACAAAGAAAAAAUAUGAGGGUAAACUGUUUUUUAGAUCACACUGAUUUAUGCAAAAAGAGAAGAAAAAACACACACACACAAAGGAAACAAAAUGUCUAUCAAAAAAGUAAGACAGAAGGGUUUAAAAAAGAGAGAAAUACAAAGAAACAAAUUCUUCUUGAGAGUAAACCAAACAAAAAAAAAAGUAUUUAUACGGAAAGUUGUUGACUAUAUUUACUAUGAAUUUUAUUUCUAUUCUUUUUCUAUACAAAGUGCGUGGAGAUCGCAGCAAAACAAAGAAGAAAAAACAAACCACGUUAUAUUAAACAAAAAGAAAAAUACGCUUCAAAACACGUGGUGUGAAGCCGGAGAGAGUACACGAGAGAAAGAGAGAGAGAGAGCGAAAAGUCAUAGAGAGAGGGCAUAUAUUUUGAACAGAUUUCAAAGUUGAGCGGAAGCGAACCGGAUUUGACAUGAACGAAAAAGGAAAGAAAUGGUUCCGGAAACUGUGGAAAAACGGUUAAUUUAAUGUUUUUUUAGUUUUAUCAAGUGUACGCUUGUAGGAAUAAGCGCGAGAAAGCAGCAGGACACUGCGGAGUGUAGUGGAGGAGAGGGAAGGAGAAGAAGAAACCAAAACAUUACGUACAUUAAGCAAGUGAAACACACAAACAUACACAAACACACAAUUAUAGCCGUAAAUUGUAAUUUGAACAAUUACGUUUUGUAUGGUAUUUUACCAAAACUACAUAAAGAAAACAAAACUAUUAAACGCUAGCAAACAAAAAAAAAAUCUCCCAAACUUUGUCACCGAAACAAGGGAAAAACACUUGCCAAAAAGAAAACCAAAACAAAAACAAUCCCGAACUUGACAUCAUCAUGACAUCAUACGCAUCCACCAACUGUAAACACAAACUCACACAUUCAAAAGUCUAACCAACGAAUGACAGAACCAAUGUCACGAGUUUUCUUCCACCCAAAAAGCAAACAAACAAAAAACAUCAAAAACAUACAGCCAAUAAACCAUACACAAAACAAACAAACACUCGAUCUGUCAAAGUAGGCUGUUCGCGCAAAAUGGCGCCGACAUACCUUACGGCGGCCAUUUUGACGCACCACGCUGCCUCCAGAAUAAUCGGUUCUUGGGAAUAUUUAGUCAACGCACGGAUUCGGAGCUGGGGGGGGAGAUACUUUCCCCGCUGCGAAUGGAAGUUACGGGCACACAAUUGAGACGACGGAUGUUCUCGCAGAACGUUCCGGAAUUGAAUCCGCGGGCACAGAAAAUUACCACCAAUCGAAAAAAAAACUUAAGACGAAGCGGGUGCGUUUUCUAGAAUAUUCUCAGCGUUAUUCUACCCAGCCGUGCACACUUACACGCAAAUCACCCUCCCGAACGGCGGACGCGGCCGCGAACCUUUUGGAAAAAAGGUCAACCGUGGACACUCCAGGAAGUGUCGCAUGGCGCCCAGGGCGACUCGGGAACGAACGCCGUGUGUAGCUUCCGCCUGUGCCGCGGCUCGCACCAGGUCCGCCGUUCCGCCUAGGUUCGUAGAAGUUGAGAUUCUGAGUUCCGAGGACACCAGAUUUAGUUCCGCCACCUCCUUCUCGGAAAGGGCGCCGUGUUGUCUCGCUCCGGCCCGGAAUGGAGAGAUCGCGAACGCGGCGGACCGAUCCAAAACCAAGCAGACGUUUCGUUACUCACGAUCCAGAAACCUGUAGGGGCUCAGUGUUACUAGCUUUGUAAUUCCGGCCGCACGUGGCGAGUUCCGCGCGACGGCCGCAGCUGUCAAGUGGCGCCACCGUCGGCGUGGGGGCCGCUCCCCGGGUGGACGGUGGCACUGGGUGAGGGAUGCAAUUGCCGGAACUCGACCACAUCUACUGCAGACCUAGUACCACAUACACUUUUCUGGAUAGUGACACCGUCGUUUGUAAACACGCAGGUUUUAUAGUCUUAAAACGGUUCUUUGUGGAACACCUUUUUCGUUGUAUUAGUUGUAUAGACGACUCUGUUUCGGUAUCCUAAGUUAGUGUAGGUGCACAUUCGGCUAACCAACCAAACAAACCAAUUCGAUUACGCCUUUCGUUCAUGUUUAACAACCCAAAAUGCAGAACAAAAAUAAUAUGAAAAAGCAGCACACAAAUACACGUACUAUAAUAGUAAUAAUAGUGGUAACUAUUAUUAUGGUGUAAUUAAAAGAAAAAUAAAAAAUGACCAUAAUAUAUUACAGUAUAUCUUUUAAAAGAAUAAAUUUAAAUAAAAAUCUCAAAAUAGAGUUGAUGUAGUGUCGAACGCAUAAAAAUAUAACAGAUAUAAUUAAAAGUUUAAUUAAAACCGUAUUUUUUCGUAUGAAUAAUUAAAGAAAACAAAAGAAAAAAAAAACAUUAGAAACUCUUCUAAACGGUGUCGUGCUAAGAGAUACUAAUACAUACCAAACUUAGAACCACAGACUAAUGGAAACAAAAGAGAGAAAACAAAAACACGACGUACGCGCACACACAUCGAAGAUGUCGCUCCCCUGGGCGGACUCUGUCAAGCGCCUCCUUAGAUAGCAGUCCGCGCAAGGCCAGGGGAGACUGACAGCCGCGCGCUCCUCCUCUUUCGCGAAACCCCGCGCCGUCACCACCUCCAACACUGACAUUUCCACCAAAGCAAGCGUGUAUAUUUCUACCCAAACAAACACACAUAAAACGUCACCACAAACUCUUUCAUUGUCAAAGCGGCGCGAAUGUCGUCAAAAUGGCGGCGGCGACGGCGCCGGGCUUUGCCCAACUGGGGACCAAGGGGCUGUGUUCACUCUGGUGAGUACCAAAUCCAACCGGAUUGGAUGUGGACGCCGGUUCUAGUACUCCCGCGUUAUAAGCUAGUAUAACAAAAAAAAAAACAAACGAAAAGGGCGGAGCCACGUGGCUCCACCCUCGUACAGUCCCACCCCCCAAAAAGGCGGACGCCAGGUAUUCAAACCUUGGUUUUGACGUCUAGAGAAUCAAACCAGACGCAGCGUAACACUAUCUAGAAUCACCUAAUUUCACACA